Coffea eugenioides is the source of this 1350-nucleotide messenger RNA. RefSeq lists its product as uncharacterized. The transcript has a single exon. NCBI's taxonomy places the organism in Eukaryota, Viridiplantae, Streptophyta, Magnoliopsida, Gentianales, Rubiaceae. The record is from RefSeq and is a predicted model, not a curated record. The coding region runs from base 1 to 1350 and encodes 449 amino acids. Gene Ontology annotation, molecular function: S-adenosylmethionine-dependent methyltransferase activity.
AUGGGUAGUGGAGAUGAUGACCACCCUUCUUCCAAAAGACCAAUCCAGCACACUCAAACCAAGUACAAGCUCAAAAUACUGUUACUAGUCAUCCUGACGAAUCUCCUCACCAUUUACGUCUUCACUGGUCCUUCUCUACCCAUCGCUCAAAACCUUUCGCUGCCUACUUGGGACCACACGAAACUCUUGAAUGAGCUCAACAUCACCAAACGUGAGCUAGCAAACAGCCGAGCCCAAAACUCAGACUUGCAACAGCAUCUCAAGGCCAGCAAUAUUCUUACGAAAUCUCUACUAACUGAGCUCUCUCGCCUUAAUGCAGCUAUAGACCAACAUUCUUCUUCUAAGGAGGGGUCCUCGAUUUUCAGCUUCGAUGAUCUUUUAUCUGAUCUAUCUACUGAAGCCAAGAUUGGAAUGGGCCCUCAGAAGCUCCCGUUGGGGUACUCCCCGCGAUCGGGCACAGACGAGCUCUACCCUUCAGUGGGAGGAGGUUGUUUGAGGUAUAAGGAGGAGUUAGCACAAUAUAUGACGUAUAAGAUUGGUGGAGAAUGCCCCGUGGAUGAUGUUUUUGCGCAAAGGCUCAUGCUCAAGGGGUGUGAGCCGCUGCCAAGAAGGCGGUGCCACCCCAAGUCUCCAGCUGGUUAUAAGGAGCCCAAUCCAUUGCCAAAGAGUCUUUGGACGAUGCCACCUGACACAAGCAUCGUUUGGGAUCCCUACACUUGCAAAAGCUAUGGUUGCUUGGUUGAGAGGAAAAAGCUUCCAGUAUUCUACGACUGCAAAGACUGCUUUGAUUUAGAAGGCAGGGAGAAAUCAAGAUGGCUCUUCGACAAUGGAGGCUUGGAUUUUGGGAUCAACGAGGUUUUGGGUACAAAACCUCAUGGAACUAUUCGGAUUGGACUCGAUAUUGGAGGUGGAACGGGCACGUUUGCUGCCAGGAUGAAAGAAAAUAAUGUGACCAUUGUCACAACUUCUAUGAACUUGGAUGGUCCAUUUAACAGCUUCAUCGCAUCCAGGGGAUUGAUUUCGAUGCACAUGAGUGUCUCGCAGAGGCUUUCUUUCUUUGAGAAUACUCUGGACAUCGUGCACUCGAUGCAUAUUUUGAGCAAUUGGAUUCCUGAUACCAUGCUUGAGUUUACACUUUAUGAUAUUUACAGGGUAUUGAGACCCGGAGGGAUAUUCUGGCUCGACCAUUUCUUCUGCCUAGGUUCACAGCUGAAUUCAACCUAUGUUCCAAUGCUCGAUCGUGUUGGAUUCAAGAAACUGAGAUGGAAUGCAGGCAUGAAGCUCGAUCGUGGGAUUGACAAGAAUGAGUGGUAUUUUUCUGCUUUGUUGGAGAAGCCAGUGAAAUCCUGA